CUGUCACCCGUGCCCCAGCCCCCAGAAAGCCUGUACGCGGCGUGCCCUCCAGACGGAGGAGCCCGAGCUGCGGAAGGAUGGCGGCGGCGGCGGCGGCGGCGGGCGGCUUCUCCGAGGAGCAGUUCCUGAAGGCCUGCGCUGAGCUCCAGCAGCCAGCGCUGGCCGGGGCCCCCUGGGAGCUGCUGACGAAGACCUCGGGCAUCAGCAUCCACCGGCUGCUGGACCAGGUAGCGGCCGGCCCGCGGGAGGACCGCGGCGGCCGGAGCGCGCCGGGCUGCCGCGUAGAGGGCACCGGGGCGGGUCUUCUGGAGAGCGGGGAGGAGCUCCGGCCCGGCCCCGACCCCGGCUCCAGAGCGAGCGCGAGGGCGGUGCUCCGAGGGAAGCCCCGUGCAGAUCCAGGGAAGUUGGGAGGUCAUCCGAGUUCAGCCUCAGGGAGGGUUUUGACACCCACCUAUCGAAGGGAGCAGCCAGUCUCUGACCCAGUCUCCCCAGCAGCCUUGGUGCAGUCUUGUCAUAUAGACUUUGCUAAUAAGAUGCACAUGGGGCUUCAGUUUGGAAAGAGCACCAGGAGGAAGCAGGCAGCAUUCAAAACCCAGUUCUCAGUGACAGCUAAGACAUCUGACUUUAGGGAAAACCAUGGCAGAGCCUCUGAUGUUUGCUACUCAGCAGCUUUUGCUACGAUGUCUGGUCCUUUGGAAGCAGCAGUUUGGCUUUGCUGGAACAAUCCUAAGUACUCUGCAAGGUCAUCCUGCCUAAGCUUCUUGUUACUUGAAGCCAAACAGGUUUCCAGAUGCAUUAACGUCUUUUGUCCUCCUUCAGAGCUCUAUGAAAAAGAAUGCAACGGGAAGGCUGUGGUCUACUGGGAAGUGAAUUACCCUUUUCCCAUGUCCAACAGAGAUUACACCUACAUCCGGCAGCGGCGGGAGCUGGACGUGGAAGGGCGGAAGGUCCAUGUGAUCCUGGCCCAGAGCACCUCGGUGCCUCAGCUUCCUGAGAGGUCAGGGGUGAUCCGGGUGAGACAGUACAAGCAAAGCCUGGCGAUCGAGAGUGACGGCAAGAAGGGGAGCAAAGUUUUCAUGUACUACUUUGAUAAUCCGGGUGGCCAAAUUCCGACCUGGCUCAUUAACUGGGUCGCCAAGAAUGGAGUUCCUAACUUCUUGAAAAGCAUGGAGAAAGCCUGUCAGAACUACUGCAAGAAAACCUAACAGAGUAUCGGGAACCUUGCCUCCAUGGGGAAGAUGUCUCUGACAGUGACUCACCCUCCAGUGCUCAGCCUUCCCUCCUUGGAGCCCACACACCCUACAGCACAUUGUUCCUGAACAUGUACACCCAAC
This is a messenger RNA of Galeopterus variegatus (Sunda flying lemur), 1334 nucleotides long. RefSeq lists its product as uncharacterized. Gene Ontology annotation, molecular function: phosphatidylcholine intramembrane carrier activity; phosphatidylcholine binding. NCBI's taxonomy places the organism in Eukaryota, Metazoa, Chordata, Mammalia, Dermoptera, Cynocephalidae. The record is from RefSeq and is a predicted model, not a curated record. The coding region runs from base 78 to 1205 and encodes 375 amino acids. The transcript has 6 exons.